Molecule: messenger RNA, 606 nt
Organism: Cervus elaphus (red deer)
Lineage: Eukaryota; Metazoa; Chordata; Mammalia; Artiodactyla; Cervidae
Gene: C6H4orf36
Product: chromosome 6 C4orf36 homolog
Exons: 4
Coding region: 244-597 (117 amino acids)
Source: RefSeq, a predicted model, not a curated record
CCCCGCUCUCCUCUCUUCCCUCCUCUUUAUCCCCUCUUCCCUCCCUUCUUCAUCUCUCCUCCCCAGCCCGGGCUCGGGAGGACCCGGGUCCUCCCGGGAUCUGCGCAUCCAGCGGGGAGGACACCCAUCCCGAAGCCUGAGCUGGAGGAGGCAUGGGAGUGGUGCAUGAAGCAAAGUGAACAAGAAUAUCUGAGUCAUUACAUCAGGCACCUGUAUUAGGAAAUUGGACUGUAAUAAUUCACCAUGGCUUAUGGCUUGCAAAGAAAGAAUGGAGUAGAAAAGCUUUUGCGCUGCAAUUGUUAUAAAGUACAGGAACCCUGGGAACUUGCACUACUCACAAAGACGUGGUACACGAAACUAGCCAACAUCAAGUUGCCUUUCUUGGAAGAAAUUGCAUUUGGUAGCUGUGUACACCUCAAAAAAUGUAAAACCAUUAAGGAUGGUCUGCUCCCUUCAGCAGAAUCCAUCCGAUGUGAAAGGGAGUAUGAAAUGAAGCGCUUGAAUAACCUGAAAUGUCAGGAAAAUGAAGUCAAGAAAAUUCAGUUUUCCCUAAGGGAAAGGCCAAUUGGUUUGAGAAGACCUCUUCCACCUAAGUGACUGUCAUCU